AUGGAUACUCGCAAACGGAAGAAAAAGGUCCUCUUGAUGGGCAAAAGCGGCUCGGGAAAGUCGUCCAUGCGCUCCAUCAUCUUCAGCAACUAUGUCGCAAAGGACGUUCGGAGACUCGGGGCGACCAUCGACGUCGAGCAUAGCCAUGCCAAGUUUAUGGGCAACCUGACGUUGAACCUAUGGGAUUGUGGAGGGCAAGAUGCUUUCAUGGACUCCUACCUCAACGCGCAGCGCGAGAAUGUCUUUUCGGACGCCGAAGUGCUCAUCUACGUAUUCGACAUCGAGUCGCGGGCGGUCGAACAGGACCUCGAGACUUACAGCCAGGUCAUCAAGGCCUUGAAAGAGUUCAGUCCGAGCGCACACGUCUUUUGCCUGAUCCACAAGAUGGACCUUGUCCAGCACGAGCUGCGGGAGCGCAUCUACGAGGAGAGAUGCCGGCUGAUCACGGCGCGGUCCGAGGGCCUGAGUCUCGAGACGUUCGCGAGCAGCAUCUGGGACCAAACGCUGUACAAGGCGUGGGCGGGCAUCGUGCACAAGAUGAUCCCCAACCUGGUCAUCAUCGAGAAGUUCCUCGAGGCGUUUGCGAAGCAGCUCCAGGCCGAGGAGAUUGUGCUGUUCGAGCGGUCGACGUUCCUCACCGUCACCAACGUCGUCACGCGGUACGGCGACGACAACCCGAACCACGACAGACACGAACGCAUCUCGAACAUCAUGAAGAGCUACAAGCACACCGUCGCCAGGAACACGAGGACCACCGCCGCGAGCGCUGGCUUUCUCUUGUUCAAAGUCCAGACACCCCGGUUCAAUUGCUUCCUCGCACGCUUUACCGAGAACACCUACAUAUACGUCGUCAUCCCACCCGGAGAAGCGGCGUUCAAUUGUGCCGUGCUUAAUACCAUGAUGGCAAGAGACGUUUUCAGGAAAAAGACCGGAGUUGAAGGGUGA
Messenger RNA from Exophiala spinifera, 945 nucleotides. RefSeq lists its product as uncharacterized. Gene Ontology annotation, biological process: regulation of autophagy; cellular response to amino acid stimulus; positive regulation of TOR signaling. The record is from RefSeq and is a predicted model, not a curated record. Gene Ontology annotation, molecular function: GTPase activity; GTP binding. The coding region runs from base 1 to 945 and encodes 314 amino acids. The transcript is spliced from 2 exons. NCBI's taxonomy places the organism in Eukaryota, Fungi, Ascomycota, Eurotiomycetes, Chaetothyriales, Herpotrichiellaceae. Gene Ontology annotation, cellular component: nucleus; fungal-type vacuole membrane; Gtr1-Gtr2 GTPase complex.